AUGCAGAUUUUUGACGCAGUGGAACAUAUGGCGAUCUACUUCGUCAAGGACAGGCUGCUGAAGGUCCUGCUGAAGUUGGCCGUGGAAGAAGCUGCCAAGAUGUGCCAGGAUUAUUCGAAUCAGCAGAAUACACAGCUGGAAGCAGAGGAUGUGGGCAAGAAUCGCUUCUCCCACGAAGUGCGCUUGCUGGCCAAGGUGCUCAAGAAGUUGGAUCUCUUGACAUUGAUUGCCAAUGCAAAGAGACCUGUAGAUGAGUUCGAGCAGCUCGGUGACGGGCCAUGUGCUUUCUUGCCGGACUAUGCAACGUACGCAGCCGCUAGACAUCAGCGCACGCUUGCUCGCUCAGACUCUGAAGCAGAACGCGAAGAGAAUGAGCUCCCUGUGCUGAUGGAGAGUAUUGGACAAGAGCUUGGUCCAGCAGAGAUCUCGCGCAACGACUUCUUUUCCUGGGACUUCAAUAUCGCAGAGUUGAAUACCGGGCAACGAGCUUCGCUUGCACGGUGUUUGGUGACGAUGUUUGACACAUCUCCGGGGUUCAAUGAAAGACGAGCUGUCAGUUUGACCAAGUACACCUGCCACUGUGAGUUCGUGAAGGAGUUGGAGCAUCAAUUUCGAGAUGAGGAGGAAGUUCCUUUUCAUAAUUGGAUCCACGCCGUCGAUGUGGCUUUCUCGCUGCACAUCGUCUUUCACGUCGCCUCUGCGGCCAACUUCCUGGCACUCCAUGAACGUCAUGCCCUCAUGCUGGCAGCUCUGGCACAUGAUGUUGGUCAUUUCGGUAUGAACAACAGCUUUCUUCGUGACUCCAGUCACGAGCUGGCUCUGCUCUACAACGACCAGUCCUGCCUGCAGAACAUGUCCUGUGCCAAGCUUUUCCGCCUCGCGAGUUCUCCUGAAACAGCGAUCUUCAGUAACUUCAACGAGCCGACUCGUCGAGAUGUUCGUCAGGUCAUCGUCAGUGCGAUUCUGCACUGCGAUCCGGCGUGCCACGAGUCUCUCAUGGCGCACAUGUUGCGGCACUAUGAGAUUCGCCAGGACCUCUUCGAAUACAUCCAUCAGUUGUUGAGGGAAGACGACGAAGAGAAGCAGGAAGUCUUGGCCAAAGCCAAGGCAGAGGUGGAGGAGUACUUUUGGAAUGCGGAUGUGAAGUACACUCUUCGGAACUUUCUUCUGCACUUCACGGACAAUUCCUAUUCCCUGAAAACCUGGGAGAUUUGUUCGAGCUGGGCAGCGCGCCUCUCCGAGGAGUUUUUCAAGCAGGCUGACAGGGAGCGGAUCUGCAAGAUGCCGAUAGGACCGUUGAAUGACCGGGCGCGUGUCAACGUGCCAUUCGUCCAGGUCACCUUCAUCAAGCAUCUGGUUGCACCGCAGGCAAUUCUGAUAGUUAAGAUGCUCCCGAGCAUGCGUGACUGCACGCGCUCUAUGUGGCACAACCUCCAGAGGUGGGCCUCCAAGUGGGAGCGGAGCGGCCCAGACCAUGAUGAGAUGCAGAGAGUCCGCAAAGAGAUCACGCAGCUACAUUCGGAGGCCAAUGAGGAGGAGGAAACAGUGGAUGCUGUGAAGACGGCGCGUGACGCGUGCAUCUGGAGCAUUGGUGCUUGCUGCGUUGCCGCGAAGGGGCCCUCCAGAUGGAAGCUUCUCAUCGUCGUCAUUGACUGUAGCUAUGGACCGUCGAUCCGUGCGCUGAAGGCAAAGCUGGCUGCCGCCCUCGGCAUCGAGGCAUUGUCAAAGCAAUCUGGCACUGGCGGCGCAGAGGCAGCAUCUGCACAAGCAAUCGUCUCGGGCGUCGAAGGGCCUCAACGCCAUCUAAUCGAACAGGAUGAUGACCUGUGUGGCUUUUGGGACAGAGUAGCGACCAAUCCUGGUGUGUCCGAGGCGGAUGCAGAGGAGGUACGUAGAAUAAGCAAGUCACUGACGGUUCCCACAUCGUCUUUGCCCGGAACUAUGCAGCACACCUGGGGCUCGUCCCACGUGCAGCCCACCCGCAGCAAUUCCCGAUCAUCCCAGCAGCCAUUGGUGAGUUUGCCUGGGAUGGUUUUGGCGAAGCAAGCUGCUGGGACGUUGAUGCAAAGCUCAACACCACAGCGUCAUGGAGAUCACCGAUCCAGUUGUCUGCCAACCAUUGACACGUCGGCAUUGGAUGCGCAGAUCAAGCAGCUGGAGGAGCGGUGCGAGGAUGCGGAGGUGAAGCUUGCGACCAGCCAGCAGCAAUUAGAGUCCACUUCUGCCGAACUUGAAGUCCUGCAGAUGGAACUCAAAGUUGCAAGGGACUCAAAUCAAGCAAGCGAGGAGAAGAUCUCGCAGCUGGAAGAUCUUUCCGCCCAGUUGCAGGAGCAGAAUCUGGGCUUCAUCAAGACUUUUGAAGAGCAGCUGGAGCAUGCAAGAAAAGACAUCAGACAAGAGGUAACAGAUCAAUACCAGGGAGCCUUGGACAAUCAGGCGAAAAAGCUGCACGAGGCUGAAAGCCAUGUCAGAAGACUGGAAGGUCAGCUUCGGGUGACUCUGGACAAGAUCAAAGACCUGGAAGCUGGAGUCCGUCAAGAGCGCAGCAACGCUCGCAGGAGCGAGGCAGCACUGGCUGGUGAGCAUGCAAAGAUCGAGGAGAUGUCGUCGAAGCUGCAUUGGCAGGCGGCGCGGCUCAGACAAUUGGAGUUCUACGCCAACACGUGGCAACGGAAAGUCCACGAGCUGGCUGAGUCCAAUGCUAUUCGAGUUCUCACUGAGCCUGCAAACAUGCACUCGUUUCGCGUUUCGAAUUUCUCCGAGAAGAUGAGGUGGCCGAAAGGACGCAUGGUGCAGAGCCCUGAAUUCAACAUACCAGAGUUGGGAGAAACACAGCUGGAGUUCUUCCCGGCUGGGGAGAUAAACUCUCGACCCGGCUGGUGCUCGGUAAGGCUUCGUGUACCCGAUGGAUCUCGCAUGCGUUGGCGGGUAACUGUGGGCAACAAGGAAUUCGAUCCGCGGGAAGACCACUAUGAUGCACGCCAGUGGUGGAACAGAUAUGGCAUCCAGUGCCUGAACUUUUGCCAGGCCGACGAUCUUUUGGCAGAGGUCCUGCCCGAAUCGGACUCGGUAGUGCUAGGUGUGCAGGUUCUGGAGAUAUUUUCGACCGCUGUUGUUCCUGCAGCCCCUGUCAUCCCUGUGGAAGUCGAUCGUGAGGAGGCGAAGCCUACAAGGCCCGGCACGGCCCCACAGCGUCAUGCUGAGAGUCCUCGAAGACCCUCGAAUGCCAGCCAGGUGCCACCUCCUACCAUCAGCAGCGUCAAGGAGGCACCUGUUGCCCGAUCGCAGCCUCAACUUCCAAAGCCCGCAUAUGCUUUUGCCGCCGGUACUGCUUCCGCUGCUGCUGCAGCUGCAGCUUUCGUGGUGAAGAGUGGCAACUUGCCGCCUGCUGUGGCUGCCAGCCGAGGGCUUCACAGGCAGCGUAGCUUCGGUGCCCUCCGAGCAAACAAAGUGCUGUGA
Messenger RNA from Symbiodinium sp. CCMP2592, 3459 nucleotides. Lineage: Eukaryota; Dinophyceae; Suessiales; Symbiodiniaceae. The record is from the annotation of a GenBank genome assembly.